Hibiscus syriacus is the source of this 742-nucleotide messenger RNA. RefSeq names its product transportin-1-like. The record is from RefSeq and is a predicted model, not a curated record. The transcript is spliced from 4 exons. Bases 212 to 742 code for a protein of 176 amino acids. Lineage: Eukaryota; Viridiplantae; Streptophyta; Magnoliopsida; Malvales; Malvaceae.
UAAAUAAUUGAAUGUUUUUCAAGCUCUGUUUCUAGAUGAAAUUAUCUAACAACAAUGUACUAGAAUCUGAAAUUAUGAGACUUAUGCUUGAAUAUUUAGUUAAUCAACAGGUACAAGUGCCUAGAUCAUGUAAAUCCUGCUGUAUUUUUGGCUGAUCUUAUAUCCAUCGACUACAGUUCUGCUGAUAGUGUCUACUCUUCUCAGAAAAGAAAUGAUGCUCUUGUUGAAGCAUUCUCAACACAGUCAUCAACAGUUCUUUAUGCUACUUCACUUAGCUGAAAGGCCUAUCAACAUAUUUUUUCCUCGGUUAUUUAAGUUUUAUCAGUCUCCCCAUGCCUCUCUGAGAAAGCUAUCAUUGGGUUCUGUAAACCAAUAUAUUUUUUUGAUGCCUUCUGCCUUAUAUACAUGCAUGGAUAAUUACCUUCAUGGUUUGUUUGCCCUUGCUAAUGACCCUGCAGCAGAAGUGCGGAAAUUGGUGAAUAGUUUCUGCUUCUCUUUUAUUCUUAUUAGGCUACAGAUUGAUGAUCGAUUUCAGAAGUUGAAAUAUCUCUUGGAAGGGUUGAACAAAGCAAAAAGUUCAGAGAUCACAGUUAAGUUUUCAAAGGGCAUAUUGGGGCACUCUCCUGACAAUAGAACAAGCGGGGAGUCGGAUGAGAUUGCAAGGGGAUAUUCAGUUGAGUUGAGUAAUAUUGCUUGCAAGCUAAGAUGUCUGCGUUUUGAUAGAGAUGAUUUCCGAGAUUGA